AUGUCGCAAACUAAAAUUACGGCUUCACAGCCGGCGCAAGCUACGAUGCCUGCCCAGAGCUCCUCGAAGUCUCCCACGACGUCGCGGCCGCGAGGCCCUCCGUUGCACAAGAUUUACGAGUUGCCUGCUCCCAUACGGACAUUUCCGCUUCCUAGCUUUUAUCCGAAUAAUCCAAUUUCUCUAUUCCAUGUCCUUUUCGCAUGGACGAAACAAGCCUUGUUCCCACCGCCUGCUGAACCGUCCACUGUGCACGAGGGUCUCUGGUCCCCAGAAUCCAAAUCUGUCAACAUCAUCGACGAAAAGUCCAUGCGCGCGCUGUGGGAACAAGGGUUCUACGGCAAGGGCAACUUAAGUCGAAGUGAGCCCAACUGGUUGAAGCGCGAGCAUGUCAGGCGAGGCCUGGUGCCAGGUCAGGUCAGCGAGCUGGUAACAGCCAACAGACGUGAAGAGCGAAGGCAGAUGAAGUGGGAGAGAGCCAAGACAGAGCAAGAAGCCAUCAGACAAUUACGACUCCAGGAAGCCCAGUUGGCGACUCAGGUGUCAGGAGAUGGCGUAGUCAACUCUGCCGCCCUGGUCACAGGGGCUGACGCCAUCCUUGAUGCCACGAACAAUGAUGAUCCUGAGCGAGAAGCCUCGAUAGACGCGGAUACACUGCCUGAGCCACUUGUUCCCCUUAAAUCAGCGCUUGCCGCCCAAUCCAAUCACCUGCAAGCCACCGGUGUCGAUACGAUAACAGUGGCGCCCGUCACUGAGCCCGAGGCUAUCGGCCAAAUUUUUACCAAACCCUCGACCUUCCAAGGGGCAUCUACAGCUAUCGAGCCAGCCAAGAUUGUCAAGCCUAGUGACUUCCUUCAUUCGGCCCAAGAUCUUGAGGCUGUCGACGAAUCCGAAAAGGCCCUGCCGGUGGAUCAAGUGCCUUUGACGCCUCUUCCUGUCGCAUGGAAUGCUCCCGUUGGCCCAUUACAACUGCUGUGCCUUCCCAACUCGCAUAGUCUGUCUGCGACAGCAAACUCAACUGAGAUUGAGACGUUGAAUGGUGGUGCUCGGCAAGUCAACGGCAUCUCAACUAUAUCAGCAAAUGCCUCGCCGGUUGGGCCCCUGGAGCUUUUAUCUCUCCCCAACGCCGAGCCUAUUACCAACGGAACGAUGAAUGGCGACCACGCCACGAUGACGAACAUUGAUGAGAGCCCCGUUACCGACACUACUCCCUCCGAAACACCAAAGCUGUCGACAAUCCAUGAAGACGUGGGCGUGAACGGCCAUCUGAUCAACGACUUGAUAACGAAUAACAAUGGUGACAAGAUGCUUCAUCAAAAUGGUUUGAACGGGGUGGCAAAAUCCGCUGUCAGCUCUACCGAGAUCCCAUCAACACCCAAGUCGGCCAAACGUCGCAAGAGCGUUCGCUUCUCGCCCAAGGUUGAGUCGGCCACAUAUCAGCUGUCCGACCCGCCUAGCCCCAGACUCGCUCUUUUCAACGGAAACAAUGGAAAGGCGACACCGCCUAUCCAUGGCACGCCAUUGGGCCCUAGCGUCUUGGAGACAGAUUCGGAAGAGGCGACUAGAUCUGAUGAUGUCAAGAAACUUGAGAAGCUAGACGAUGUCCCUGCGGAGCCAGUCGAGGUCGUGAACAAGGAACACCUCCAGCUCACAUCCGAGGAAGCAUUCUUCCUGGCUUUCGGCAUGGGUGCUCUACGAGUUAUCGACCCUACCACCAAGACUCCGAUCCCAACUCCUGAGCUGUUCAAUCUCUUUAGACAAUACUCCUACUUCCCUCGUCGCCCUACAGAGGAGCUCCAGCCGGAUGAUGGAUUUCUUGUAAAUUACGCCGUGUACCAUCACUUUCGCUCCUUGGGAUGGGUUCCCAGAGCAGGUAUCAAGUUUGGCGUCGACUGGAUGCUGUACGCCAAAGGACCCGUGUUUGAUCACGCAGAGUUCGGCGCCAUCCUCCUGCCAUCCUAUUCCCACCAAUGGUGGAAGGACAGUGACCGCAAGAUCCCGCGUAAGACCUGGCACUGGCUUCACGGGAUCGUCCGUGUCCUCUCCCACGUCCAGAAGAGCUUGGUUUUGGUCUACGUCGACAUUCCACCGCCUCCUCAAUUGGAAGAGGCGAUGCAGAAGGGGCCGGCCGAGGUCUUUAAGUUGUACAAGAUUCGCGAAGUUAUGGUUAAGCGGUGGUCAAGCAACCGCAACAGAUGA
Colletotrichum lupini is the source of this 2196-nucleotide messenger RNA. Its product is annotated as tRNA intron endonuclease. Lineage: Eukaryota; Fungi; Ascomycota; Sordariomycetes; Glomerellales; Glomerellaceae. The transcript has a single exon. Gene Ontology annotation, molecular function: tRNA-intron lyase activity; nucleic acid binding. The record is from RefSeq and is a predicted model, not a curated record. Bases 1 to 2196 code for a protein of 731 amino acids. Gene Ontology annotation, biological process: tRNA splicing, via endonucleolytic cleavage and ligation; tRNA-type intron splice site recognition and cleavage. Gene Ontology annotation, cellular component: tRNA-intron endonuclease complex.